AUGAACGGAAGAUACCGAAAUGGCGUAAGAGUCGGUAUCAUCGACGGCACUACCAUAGCCCAAUCGAUCCGCGAUGAUGUCGCGCAGAAAAUUAAGGUGUUCCGAGCCCAGUACCCUCAGUUUCAGCCUCAGCUUGUAGUCGUGCAAGCUGGAGAGUGUCCCGAUUCCACCACUUACAUCCGUAUGAAAGCUAAAGCUGCAGAGGAAGUCGGCAUCAAGUUCAAUCACGUCACAUUCCCAGAAACGGCUAUGGCAGAAGAGAUCAUCCAGGUCGUUAAGAAGCUUUCAGAUGACGAUGCUGUUGGCGGUGUUCAUGUUCAGCUCCCUCUUGGGCCCAAUGUCAAUGCGGACGAUACACGCGCUGUCACUGAGGCGGUUUCUCCCGAGAAAGAUGUCGAUGGCUUCCAUGCGUACAACAUCGGUCACUUGUCUUUGCGUGCUGCUUCCCCGUUGUUCGUUCCAUGUACUCCAGCAGCUGUUAUUCGUUUGCUGGAGAACACUGGCGUAUCCAUCGCUGGUGCAAACACAGUCGUGCUCGGUCGCAGCGACAUCGUCGGAAACCCCGUGGCUGCACUCCUGAGAAGUCGCAAUGCAACUGUCACCCAAUGCCACAGUCGCACCAAGAACGUUGAACAGAUCAUUGCCAACUGGCAAAUCACCGUCGCAAAUUCAAGCUUAGGCAACAAAUGA
Molecule: messenger RNA, 690 nt
Organism: Suillus clintonianus
Lineage: Eukaryota; Fungi; Basidiomycota; Agaricomycetes; Boletales; Suillaceae
Product: tetrahydrofolate dehydrogenase/cyclohydrolase
Exons: 5
Coding region: 1-690 (229 amino acids)
Biological process (GO): tetrahydrofolate interconversion
Cellular component (GO): cytosol
Molecular function (GO): methenyltetrahydrofolate cyclohydrolase activity; methylenetetrahydrofolate dehydrogenase (NADP+) activity
Source: RefSeq, a predicted model, not a curated record